AUGUUGGAAGAUCCCACGGCAUCCCUUCCCAAUCAAGUUGCGGUUAAAAGAUUCGGCGAAGAGUAUGAGUUUGAUCGACUUCAUUUCGAAGACUCCAACUUACCGGAGAAAGCCAAUGCUGCGUUGAAUCGAGCGCGUACCUUUGUAAAUAUGAACUUUGAGCCAGAUGUCAGAUAUGAUCUUGAUAUCUUUUGUUCCAACAAGCGACUCAACCUCGACGUUUAUAGUCAUCUUCAUCUCCUCGUUUUCCAACAACUUUUACCUCAUCUUUGGCUCACUGUUAGAGCUGGUCGUGCACAGGAAAUUCCCCGAGAGCAUAGAAUUAUAAUAUUGCAGUUAAGGCAGGCUAUACUUCGAGAUCUUGCAUUUAACUCUGCAGAGAAUAAUUACAAGGAGAAGAAAGAGGAAGGAAAAUGGAGACAAGCGAUGGGUGCGGACGCCCCGCUCAUUGCAGAAGUCUGCGUUAAUCCUUCAACUGAUAGAUGCAUGAUAUGCCUGGAAUCGUUGAAUAGCAGAGUGUGUCUAAAAUUGAAGUGUAACCACACGUACCACAAAGAUUGUCUUGCACUGAUGGCCGAGUUCAAGGGAUGCGCCAUCUGCAGAGAUGAAUGCCGUGGUCCAUUGCCUGAUAUAUCAGUAGAGAAUGAUGGCCCAUGGCCAGAAUGGUUACAAGCGAUCGCUCCUCCUCAACGCCCACGAGUGCAGGAAGAGCUUCUUGCGCAGCCUCCUCCUACAGAUGAGGAAAUAAGUGGAUUAGAGGCGGCUUUCAAUCAAACUCAAAAAAGAACUGCAGAGUUGUACGAGAGUGUGUUGAGCAAUCAACAAGAUCUUUUGAAUGCCAGACUCAAAGUGGAAGGCAGUGAGUACAGCAUGAAAGAAAAGGCGUCGAAGAUAAGUGACCUUGAGUGGGACGAACAUAACAGUCGCAUGGCUGUUAACUUAGGCGAGGGAAAGGAACCGAUAAGCGAAACAUACAAGCGCUAUGAACAAUCGCUGUACGUGAAGAGGUUGGAGGUAAUGGAUCGCGAGCUCGAUCAUAUAAUUAGCCUUGAGGAAUACAAUAGGUUACCUUCUGAUCCCACCCAAGAGGUCAAUCAUAGGAUAUAUCGACAGAAAGAGUGGGUAGGCGCGCGAAGUCUAUAUUAUACUCAGCAAAGAAAGCAGGUAUUAGGACAGGCAUUGGAAAGUGUUUACUACAAUAUUCUUUCCUUUGACGACACGUAUAAUCUCAGCUUUCUGAGGGAGGAGGAAGGCGAAGCGGAGGAAAGGUUGAGUCAAUCUGAACACCUAUGGAGACAAAGCAUAGUUGCGCGGGAUGACGCAAAAGAUAGAUGGGACUUUGCUCUAUAUCAUAAGUCUUUGUUUGAAUCCAAUAACUAA
Botrytis deweyae is the source of this 1380-nucleotide messenger RNA. RefSeq lists its product as uncharacterized. The transcript has a single exon. The coding region runs from base 1 to 1380 and encodes 459 amino acids. NCBI's taxonomy places the organism in Eukaryota, Fungi, Ascomycota, Leotiomycetes, Helotiales, Sclerotiniaceae. The record is from RefSeq and is a predicted model, not a curated record.